This is a messenger RNA of Camellia sinensis, 554 nucleotides long. NCBI's taxonomy places the organism in Eukaryota, Viridiplantae, Streptophyta, Magnoliopsida, Ericales, Theaceae. The record is from RefSeq and is a predicted model, not a curated record.
CACCUUUUCAUCCCAUAUGUCCCUCCUUUCUGUUAUGAAGUUCGACGGUGUUUCUUUCCUCCCCCUCUUCCUCUUCUUCUCUUCUUCGUCUUUGUAUUUGUAUUCAUGGAAUUCUCUUUUUCUUCUCCCAAUGGUUUGAAUUUGAAGUUGGGCUUUAAUUUCAAUGGCGGAAGUCAACCAUCGCCGAUAUCUAUUUCCUUUAACCAGCUUGCAAAUUGGGGUCAAGCGCAAGGGCAAAUCCAUCGACAAAACACUGUAAACAAAGAAAUGUCCAACCCCAGCCUUAAUGAAGAAUGUCAAAGAAAUACAAGUUCUAUGGAGUCAGCCAGAAUGUCUCACGCACGAGACUUUGUUUUUGUUCUUUUGUUUUACUCUUUUGCUACCUCGGUGGUUCUACUGGAUCACCUAUGUAUAUAAGCUUUCUAUAUGAUUGACUAUAUGUUCGAAUGAUCCUAGAUGAACAAGAUGUUAACUAUUGGAAUGUGGUGUAAGUUAUUAUUAAGUAUAUGGGAAAUGAUUUGAUAUGACAUGUAAGCACAACUUAUUAGACAAAA